CCAUUUUGAUCUGUUCUUCUUGUUCUUGGAAGGAACACGGCUCCAUUCUAUCUUGAACCUAACCAGAAAGAUAUCUAUGGCUUCGAGAACCAUCACCAAAGAUAUCAUCACUCUCCGGGGUUCUGCAGCUAUCGUCAGCGAGUUCUUCGGUUAUGCUGCAAACAGUAUUCUGUACAACCGUGGAGUUUAUCCGGAAGAAAGUUUCGCCAAGGUAAAGAAAUAUGGGCUCUCAAUGUUGCUAACUGAAGAUGAGGGUGUCAAAUCCUUCAUGUCCAACCUAACCGCCCAGUUAUCAGAAUGGCUAGAAGCAGGGCAGUUACAGAGAGUUGUUCUGGUGAUAAUGAGUAAGGCCACUUCUGAAGUACUGGAGAGAUGGAAUUUCAGUAUAGAGACUGACAAGGAGGUGGUUGAGAAAGGGGUUUCCAAGGAAAAAAGCGACAAGGAGAUCAUGAGAGAGAUUCAAGCCAUUAUGAGACAGAUAGCCUCCUGCAUUACUUACUUACCAUGCCUGGACGAACCCCGUGUUUUCGACGUUUUAGCCUAUACAGAUAAAGAAGUGGCAGUCCCAUUUACCUGGAUUGAGAGCGACCCCAAAUUGAUCAACAACCCACAAAUGGUGAAAUUGCAUUCUUUCGAUACCAAGAUACACAAGAUUGAUACCCUUGUCUCAUACAAGAACGAUGAAUGGGACGAAUAGAACUGAGUUCAUGUUUGUUUUUCGCUUAUUUUACUUUACAAUUUCUGUCAUUGGGAUGUAUGAGUGAGAAUUCUGUGAAUGAAUUAUUCACAUAUCAGGAUGAUGAUGAUGAUGAGAAUUUGUCAGUGUAGGACUUCUCUUGUUUUGUGGAUUUUAGAAAAGUAUCAAAGAAAUGAAAAGCCCUGUGA
Messenger RNA from Telopea speciosissima, 885 nucleotides. Its product is annotated as mitotic spindle checkpoint protein MAD2. The record is from RefSeq and is a predicted model, not a curated record. The coding region runs from base 77 to 697 and encodes 206 amino acids. Lineage: Eukaryota; Viridiplantae; Streptophyta; Magnoliopsida; Proteales; Proteaceae. The transcript has 7 exons. Gene Ontology annotation, cellular component: kinetochore; nucleoplasm; cytoplasm. Gene Ontology annotation, biological process: mitotic spindle assembly checkpoint signaling.